CAGAUUCGUCCGUAGGUAGAGCAGCAAAGAACGAUAAAGUGAAUGUCAGAUAGGAUGAUUUGUAGAAUUUAAGGGAGCAGGAAAAUUGUUUACCAGCUAAUAUUGUUAUGCUAUAUAGUGCAGUGUUGAAUUUCGGAGUUAUUUAGAAUUGAAUUUUGAUACAAGUUUAAAAGUAAGAUCACAUUGAAUUUAAAAGGCUCCAAAAUCUAUAUAAAAAACUAAUUUGAACUCACAGCUAAUAGUACGGAAAAAAAAACAGAAUUAUUACGGAUGAAAUCCAUUAUUUAACCUUAAAUUGAAGUAUACAAAAUAGAUUGUUCUGAAAUCGCGAUUAAAUUAUCAGUGAAAGACGAGAAGGGAUGAAACACGAAUAGUCAACGAAACUGAUUUCGACAUGAUAGAAUUAUUCGGUUCACCGGCUGGAAGAGCAUUAACAGUGAAUAAUAGAACAGCUGCCGAAAUGCAGCCAUGUAGUAAAUCGAACAACAGCACCAACAGUAGUAGUUCCAACAUUGCCAGCAGCAUCAGCCAGCAACCUCCCCUCAGCCAACAGCCUCUGUAUCAUCCACUUCAGAACUGCGGCUUCAGUGGAACUUGCAGUACCAUUUGCAGUGUUGGCCUCAACCAUAACCAUACGAACCCUUCAACUGCCAGCAACAACUUCGUCGAAACCAGCGAUCUAAUAAGGUACAGAUCCAACAACCAUCCCCAGCUGCACCACCAUCAGACUACGAACUACAGCAACAACAAUGGUCGGACGAACUCAAAGAUUGCCAAAAUAUGGAAGCUUUUCGAUGAGGACCGAAUACGCAAAACCAGCUUAGGCAGUAGCAGCAAUCACCACAGCAGAAGCAGCACAAGCACAAAUACCGGUAUUAGCGGGAGUGACAUCUUCAGUCGAUGUCAGAGCACCAGAAGGAAGUCCAGCUCGAUCCAAAGCGAGGAGAAAUCCACCAAGGACCUGUACAACGAAGCGGCCCAACUGCUUGGCAUCAAGUGCACACUCAGCGACAGCUGUCGCUGCAUUGAUUGUCAGAGCCAAUACUUCGACUGUGAUGAUUUCGAUUCGUACUCGGAAUAUUCGGAUAAAUCAUACGACACGGAGGACAAUUUCGCCGUAAAUCAAUCGUAUUACUGUUCCGGCGGCAACAUUCAGAGCCAACGACAGCACGAAAUGAUAGACGUCUGUCACCAUGAUGACGAGGAGGAACAAGACGUUGUUGGCUCCACUGUGCAUUCCCAAGUCACCAGUAACGAAUCCUCCAGCAGCUAUGCCAAUCAGCAGCGCCAUCUCCGGGGAGUAAACGUUGCCAAUGUGCGUGAUGGUGAUGAAAAUGAGGAUGACAAUGGUAACAAUAAAAAUGAUCAAUAUUUACUAGACGACGCGUCCCACGAGUUGCCACAUCCGGUGGGAGGAAACGUUCAUAGAAAUCCCACAGUUUCAUCCCACGCUGCUGCUGGUGGAAUCCAAUGUAGGAAGAGUAAUGGCGACUGUGAGAUCAUCGGACCAACGAAGCAACAGAUAAGGCCGUCAUCGCCGGGGGAUGAUGUUGGUCCAUCCAAUUCCGGUCGAGAUUAUGCUUCUGCCGGGGAAAUUAACGAACCGGAAACGAAUGGCAAUUCGAUAGCAUGAAAAAGCUACCAAUCAACAAUAAACUUGAUGCCAAAUAGAAACCAACAGACGGCAGCUGCCUGAAUCAAUCCUCAUACCGGUCGAUUCAGCCAAAAAAGUGCCAACAUCUCGCGUGGAAUAAUUUUCAUCAUGAAUCGAACGCCCAACAAGAUAGCAACUGUUGCCCAGCGAGGAAAACAUAAGAUCGAAAACAUCCGCCCCGGCACUCCACCAUGUUGUGUAGUAGAUAGUAUGUACCUACUCCGAAUCAAGCCCUUUUCAAUGAGCAAAGUCAAAAGCGCGUGAUAAACAGCAAAGUCACGUUCAGCGAUCUGAUCCAUUAGUUUUAAGUGGAUUACUUGUGCUGCGUCCUGAAUUCAUUCAGUAAAUCCUCGGUCAGUUGAUUGCUACUUUUUUGUCGAGCUUUGAAAUUUCCCGAACGCUUGCUUGUGUUCAGUGACCAUUUUCUUUUAUUUUCGGGGGGAAAAUUGAAUACAUGCAUGAGAGCGAGCAUCCCGAAGGAGAUAAAUCAAUUCAGUGACAACUCACGAUCUGGCCGCUUCUAUGGCAUUCAGGAUGAGAAUUUAAUGAAUCGAAUGUGCAUAAUUAGGAAUUCCAAAAUAGUGAGCAAGCAGUGAAAUAUGUUUUCUCUGCGAGGUAUACUCGAAAAGGACGUUUCUUUUAAAAAAAGACUAUUAAAGACAUUUAAGAUGA
Molecule: messenger RNA, 2326 nt
Organism: Aedes aegypti (yellow fever mosquito)
Lineage: Eukaryota; Metazoa; Arthropoda; Insecta; Diptera; Culicidae
Product: mediator of RNA polymerase II transcription subunit 2
Exons: 6
Coding region: 395-1633 (412 amino acids)
Source: RefSeq, a predicted model, not a curated record